GACCGUCCGUGCAUCGCACUCGCUGCACCUGUCGAUACGUAACACCAAAGGGAGCGAGGACAAGCCAGCACCGUGUGUUCCCGGCCUAGUGACCUGACCUUGGAUCGGUCCGACCAGAGUUUCAACGUACUCUCAGCCCUCGCCAUGCAUGGAUUUUGAACUUCCAUUUCCAAUACGAGAGUCUGUGAAGCUAGGCGCGACGCAGAACGGAACUUCAACAAUGUGAACGUACAAACAAACGCAAAUGCCCAACAAGGCACGGCCUCGUCAAGAGUGGUCUCCUCAAUCCCUCUUAGAUGUCUUGUGGAUGCCCCGCUCCGCUAUGAGGCCGGCCGAGGGUGACGCAUCGGAUUGCAUUUUGGUGGUCGGCGUAUCUAGAUCGAAAAUGGCCGUCGCUUUUUUAUCAGUCGCCCUGCUGUCUCUCUUUCUCACCUUCCACAUACUUUAUGACAGCGCCGUUUACAGUCUCCACGCGGUUUCCGCCGUCGAAGGACGCACGGUCGAGCUGGUUUCUCAGGUACACGCGACGCCGCCUCUUCUCUUCUCCAACUCCAAAGUUCACUUCCCGCGCACGAAUCGUCAUCUUCCUCAGGCCAUUAUAAUUGGCGUACGCAAGUGCGGCACAAGAGCAUUGCUGGAGAUGCUCUUCCUGCACCCGCAGAUACAGAAGGCUGCCGGGGAAGUUCAUUUCUUCGAUCGCGACGACAAUUACGGAAAGGGUCUGGAAUGGUACCGUCGGAAAAUGCCCUACUCCUUUAAAGGCCAGAUCACCAUCGAGAAGAGUCCUAGCUACUUCGUGACGCCCGAAGUGCCUGAGAGGAUCCGCGCGAUGAACGGCAGCGUCAAGUUGCUGCUGAUCGUACGAGAACCAGUCACCCGGGCGAUAUCGGAUUACACGCAACUGCGCACGCACGCUGCAACCGCGUCCACAUUGACCAACGGUACGCCGCAACAACAGCAACAACAGCAGCAGCAAGUGGCGCGUACAUUCGAGGAGCUCGUUAUGCGACCCGACGGUACCAUCAACGAGUCCUACAGACCGGUCGCCAUAUCCCUCUAUCACACCUACAUGCAUCGUUGGCUGGAAGUGUUCCCCAGAGAGCAGAUUCUCAUAGUAAAUGGCGAUCAAUUGAUCGAGGAUCCGGUGCCUCAGCUGCGCCGAAUCGAGAAUUUCCUCGGGCUGGAACCGCGUAUCGGUCGGCACAACUUCUACUUUAACCACACCAAGGGCUUCUACUGCCUGAGAAACGAUACUUCGGAGAAGUGUCUGAAGGAGAGUAAGGGAAGGCGUCAUCCGCGUGUCAGUCCGAUGGUCGUGACGAAGCUGAGGAAGUUCUUCAACGAGCACAAUCAACGCUUCUACGAACUCGUCGGAGAGGAUCUCGGUUGGCCGGAGGAAUAA
Messenger RNA from Mycetomoellerius zeteki, 1402 nucleotides. It is a transcript of the gene Hs3st-A, whose product is annotated as Heparan sulfate 3-O sulfotransferase-A. NCBI's taxonomy places the organism in Eukaryota, Metazoa, Arthropoda, Insecta, Hymenoptera, Formicidae. Gene Ontology annotation, molecular function: [heparan sulfate]-glucosamine 3-sulfotransferase activity. The transcript has 5 exons. The record is from RefSeq and is a predicted model, not a curated record. The coding region runs from base 245 to 1402 and encodes 385 amino acids.